Molecule: messenger RNA, 2073 nt
Organism: Setaria italica (foxtail millet)
Lineage: Eukaryota; Viridiplantae; Streptophyta; Magnoliopsida; Poales; Poaceae
Product: tyrosine decarboxylase 1
Exons: 2
Coding region: 108-1880 (590 amino acids)
Biological process (GO): amino acid metabolic process
Molecular function (GO): pyridoxal phosphate binding; carboxy-lyase activity
Source: RefSeq, a predicted model, not a curated record
GAUGUGGCGGCCGUUUGCACCUUACACCAUUUUAUAAAUAGCUAGAGAAGGCGAUUCAUGUUUUCAUCAGCCUCGAUACUGCAUCAUCUUCUUUCUCUCACUACUACAUGUGGAAGGUGCAGCUAAUUGGACCGUCAGUUCAUCAAUCACUUGUCUCUGCACCUCCCCACCACGCAUAUAUGGCGCCGCCUUCGCACUGCUACAUCAGCAAUGGCGCCCCACAGAACGGCGUUGUCGUCCCUGUGGAAACGGGAACUCUGCCGCCGCAGGACUCCCACCUGCUCGACCCCGACGAGUUCCGGCGGCAGGGCCACCAGGUCAUCGACUUCAUCGCCGACUACUACGCCCGCAUGGGCGAGUACCCCGUGCACCCCAGCGUCAACCCCGGCUUCCUACGACGCGAGCUCCCCGCGGACGCGCCGUCGCGUCCGGAGCGCGACGCGUUCGACGCGGCGCUGCGGGACGUCCGCGACCUCAUCCUGCCCGGCCUGACGCACUGGCAGAGCCCUCGCCACUUCGCGCACUUCCCGGCGUCCAGCAGCACCGUCGGUGCCCUCGGCGAGGCCCUCACGGCCGGCAUCAACGUCGUUCCCUUCACGUGGGCCGCCUCGCCGGCCGCCACGGAGCUCGAGAUGGUCGUCGUCGACUGGCUCGGCAAGGCGCUCCACCUGCCCGAGAGCCUGAUGUUCUGCGGCGGCGGCGGAGGAACGCUUCUAGGCACCACGUGCGAGGCCAUCCUCUGCGCCCUCGUCGCCGCGAGGGACCGGAAGCUCGCGGACAUUGGGAGCAGGAGGAUCGGAGACCUCGUCGUCUACUGCUCCGACCAGACCCACUUUGCCUUCCGCAAGGCUGCCCACAUCGCUGGCAUCCACCGUGACAACUGCCGCGAGAUCGCGACGUGUCGCGAUGACAUGUUCGCGCUCUCGCCAGCCGAGCUGCAUGCCGCCAUGCAAGCCGACGUGGACGCCGGGCUGGCCCCGCUCUUCCUGUGCGCGACGGUGGGGACCACCCAGACCACCGCCGUGGACCCCAUCCGCGAGCUCAGCGCCGUCGCGGCGGCGCACGGCGCCUGGGUCCACGUGGACGCGGCGUACGCCGGUUCGGCGCUCGUCUGCCCGGAGUUCCGCCACGUGAUCGACGGUGUCGAGGCCGUGGACUCGUUCAGCACGAACGCCCACAAGUGGCUCCUGGCCAACAACGACUGCUGCGCGCUGUGGGUGAUGAGGCCGUCGCUGCUCGCGGCGGCGCUCCGCACGGAGCAGGAGUACAUCCUCAAGGACGCGGCGGCGGAGGGGCACGACGUCGUGGACUACAAGGACUGGUCCGUGACGCUGACCCGCCGGUUCCGGGCGCUCAAGGUUUGGCUAGUGCUCCGCUGCUACGGCGUCGAGGGUCUACGUGCCCACGUCCGCGCACACAUGAGCAUGGCCGCUUCGUUCGAGAGCAUGGUCAGGGCUGACGCGCGGUUUGAGGUGACGGCGACGAGGCAGUUCGCGCUGGUGUGCUUCCGGCUCCGGUCGCCGGAGAAGCUGGGCGGCGAGGAGACCGCCAACGAGCUCAACCGGAGGCUCCUGGAGGAGGUGAACGCGACCGGCUCCGGGCCGUACAUGAGCUCCGCCAUGGUGGGUGGCAUCUACAUGCUCAGGUGCGCCGUCGGGAGCACGCUUACGGAGGAGCGGCACGUCCGUGAAGCGUGGAAGGUCUUGCAGGAUCAAGCUGCUUCCCUCCUCCGUAAAAUGGAGAUUGAUAACGGAAAUAGCAGUAGAAUGGAGAUCACGACAGCUAGCACGAUGGUGAAGCCCAUCUACGUACUCCACCGGGCACCCGCUCGCCGGCGAGAAGGAUGCAUAUGCAACUACUGUCAGUUCUUAAAUAUAUGACAUUUAAGAUAAAAUGAUUAGUUAAAAACUAAUCCUUGCUGGUCAGCUAUUGCUCGCCCCGGAAUCUUUGUUUUUGCGCAACUUUCUAUUUUAAAAAUGAUAUAAGCUUAUGUACAUAACUUUUCUGUACAAUGUUGCUAAAAACUUCUCAUGAUUCUUUUUAGUACAAUUUUUGAUAAUAACGUUGUCGUCA